This is a messenger RNA of Xiphophorus hellerii (green swordtail), 2229 nucleotides long. RefSeq names its product claudin-15. The record is from RefSeq and is a predicted model, not a curated record. Bases 1213 to 1881 code for a protein of 222 amino acids. The transcript has 5 exons. Gene Ontology annotation, molecular function: structural molecule activity. Gene Ontology annotation, cellular component: bicellular tight junction; membrane. NCBI's taxonomy places the organism in Eukaryota, Metazoa, Chordata, Actinopteri, Cyprinodontiformes, Poeciliidae.
CUAGAGAACUGUGAAUUUUUUGUCUCUGCAUUUCUGCUUGUUAACCAUUGAGAUUAUUCCAGUUAGAUGUUGACGUUGUCGCCCUGCAUUCUUUUUUUUUUAUGAGAGAUCUUCUCAUAUAACCAAGUUCAAAUCAACAGUCCAAUUUAUUAAAGUCAAAUAAGUGAUCCAUUGUUUAGGAUCAACAGAGAAAUAAUUUACCAUUACAGCGCUGGUCCACUGCUACACGUCCUUAAGGGACGACACAUUAUGGCCCCGGACAAUAGCUUUUGAUUCCUUCUAGCUCCUAGAUAAGCUACGCCCUAAAGAGAGCGUUCCCCUGUAAUGCAAUUUCCAUACCCAUACGUGUGUGGGUGGGGGUGUGCGUGCGUGUGUGUGUGCGUGUGCGCAUGCGAGCAUCAACCGGCUAAAAUAGAUAGAGGAAAAACACAGAAUCAUUUAUCCAUAACAACAUUGUUCCAAAAAGCUAGGCGUGACACUUGGUGAACGUGUGUUCAUGUCCCGUGGCCUUCAGAUGUUCAACUCAAAACAAUAAAACCAGCCUAGAAACGUCGUUUACCACACCUCAUUGUGAAACUUGCGUUCAGCCACGUUCAGACUCAAUAUUUGGGUUCCCACAUGAAGAGAAACCGUCAGCGUAUCAACGUUUGCUGAUGAACUUUGAUUGCUCGUUCAAAUCGCACAAAUAAAUUGAUUCUUUGACAAAGUAGUUCAAAAUUCUGACCAUGUCUUUGAAAAAUCCACAUAUGUUCAGCAGGUAAUAAUCUAAAUGUGAUGAGCAAACAUUUUUGAGGCAUACGUAAAAAAGCAUUAAGGACGACUGAUGACCAUUGGACCUCGAAAGUGAGCCGAUAAACACCUGUUCAGUUUCAGAGGUGUAAAAAAAAUAGAAAAGCAGAUAGUGUGUGUGUCUGCGUGGGUGGGCGUGUGUAUUGUGUGUGUGCGUGUGUGUGUGUGUGUGGGACAGAGGGAGAGAGUAAGAUAGAGGGUAGUGGGAGGAGAAACUGCUAGUAUUAUAAAUGAUUAUACAUAUCUGAGGAUCCAGACACAUUACACAGAGGUUAUUGUCAACUCAACGGAGGGUCUCGCUUUCGGAGCUAAUUUUUUUUCCAAAUUAACCAAAAAGAGAGAAGAAGGAAAGAAAACAGACUUGGAUCUGGGUAUUCUAUCAUUUUCUUUUGAUUGUCUAAGAGUCGGACUGAAGAAACGGUCAUGGAUCCAAUUGUGGAAGUAGUGGCUUUGAUUCUGGGGUUCGUCGGAUGGGUGAUGGUCGGGGUCGCGCUGCCGAAUCGUUACUGGAAGGUGUCCACCGUGGACGGGAGCGUCAUCACCACCUCCACCAUCUACGAAAACCUGUGGAUGUCCUGCGCCACGGAUUCAACCGGGGUCCAUAACUGCAGGGAGUUCCCAUCGCUGCUUGCCUUGAAUGGUUAUAUCCAGGCCUCCCGUGCCCUGAUGAUUGCAGCCAUACUGUUGGGCACCUUCGGCCUUGUAGGGUCCCUGGUCGGAAUCAAGUGUUCGAAAGCAGGGGGGGAAAACUAUAUUCUCAAAGGGAGGAUUGCAGGCACCGCCGGGGUCCUCUUCAUCCUCCAAGGGCUUUGCACCAUGGUCUCGGUGUCGUGGUACGCCUUCAACAUCACCCAGGACUUCUUUGACCCCUUCUAUCCGGGAACCAAGUAUGAAAUAGGAGAAGGACUUUACAUCGGCUGGUGCUCGUCCGUGCUCGCCAUCGCUGGAGGAGUCUGUCUCGCCUGCUCCUGCAAAGCAGGCACAAAGGAAAAAUACCCCUUGCGUUAUCAUGACAGAGGAACAGCAUAUUCUGGAGCUGCACCAAGCAGAAGCGCCGCAGCCAGCACUUAUGAACGAAACGCUUACGUCUGAGCAGGAUGGCAUUUUUCUGACAUCUUCUCACUUUUUAUUCUUGUACAUAAAUCGUUCGUUUUUGGGGUUUUUUUACUCUUUCUGCUGGCCUUGUUGUCCAUGGCUGUGAACUUGCACCAUUUGCUUACUGUUGGCAGUAACUGUAAUGUAUAGAAUCACAAUUUCUGAUGAAUUUCCUGUAUAAAUCAUUACUAAGGCCGAUGGUAUAAACACUGUACAGAGCUGUUUUGCUUUUCUCUCUGCCACAACACAGACUUAGUCAUUUUACCAUUUCUGUUUGUAUUUCACUGAUGAAAUCAACAUGUGGGCAUUUACCAAAACAAUAAAUCAUGCUUUGAUCUUCAUAAA